AUGCGCUCCGUCUACGGCAUGCAUCUGUACUUCCACAGGGAAAUCAUCGCGCAGUGCGACUACGCAUCUGGUGUUCUGCCAGAGGGUUCGUAUAAAACAUGGGAAACAGAACUCAAGAUUGCCAUGUCGUCCUUCCGCUUUGUCGCCCCCCUUCUUGUCGCUGCUCUUGCGGCCGUCUCCAGCGUUCGCGCCGAGUCGCACACCAUCACCUUCACCAACAACUGUGGCUACGGAACCCCCACGCUGUCGCAAAACUUUAACACACUUUCUACCGGUGCACCUUACACGGCGAAUGGACCGUUCGAAGCGGCGAUCGCCUACCUUGACACCGGCAACUGUGGCUUCGAUGGCUCAGACUGUCUCAUUGUCGAGACUACGCUGAAGAACGGCGCCGUUUCUAGCACGGAUUUGUCGCUUAUUUCUCCCCAUGUCUUCUCAGCCACAACAGGCUUUGGUUAUUAUAAUGGUUGCGAUGGUGCCGGUGCUCAGUGCACCGGCGCGGACUGCAGCACCGCAUUCCACACCACCACCGACUACCAAGUCCAGGUCCAAUGCGAGAGCGACGAUGUUAACCUCGCUAUCACCUUCUGCUAA
Peniophora sp. CBMAI 1063 is the source of this 594-nucleotide messenger RNA. Lineage: Eukaryota; Fungi; Basidiomycota; Agaricomycetes; Russulales; Peniophoraceae. The record is from the annotation of a GenBank genome assembly.